AUGAGAGAACGAAACGUUCAGGGGCUUGUCGGUUAUCUCGCUGAUCUCCUGGUGCUAAACUCUACACGAAAAUUCUCUGGGAAUGUGGUGCAUAAAUUUGCUUUUAGAUCGGCCCGCGGUUUAGGUCAGGUGCUGUUUGUUUGGCACCUUAGUACUUUUAUGGUUGAGGAUUUUAAAAAUGCUGAACAGGGAAGGGCUCAUUUUGGCAGCCUCAGCAAUGCCGUUUUUGGUCAUUUUCGUACCGUACAAGGAGAGUUCAAUCGAUAUCCCUUGCUGCGACGGAUAUUAUGUCACCCGUUGAAAAAAGAAACAAAAAGAGGAAAAGCAAAUUGUUGCCACCACGAACUGAGAGUGGCGUGGGUAAUCGUGUUUUCCUUUAAGGAUGAGGCCUGGCGAGAACUUAUGCAGUUCCUCGCGCGAUUCACCAAGCCAAAAACCCUGAUCUCGGGAAAUUUGCGUGGCAAAUCAAUAAUCACACGAGUCGCUGCGUUAUCAGAACCCACGACUUUUGAAGCCACCACAGAUGUUUAG
Molecule: messenger RNA, 531 nt
Organism: Acaulospora morrowiae
Lineage: Eukaryota; Fungi; Glomeromycota; Glomeromycetes; Diversisporales; Acaulosporaceae
Source: the annotation of a GenBank genome assembly